GGCAUGCCCCAAACGCUGAGUUCCACCAGUAUGUUUACCCCAUGUGGCUUCAGCCCUCAUCUACAUACUUCAAAAGAAGAUGAACAAGGAGGACUGAUCUUCCAAGAUGGAAACCUUACCUCAGCAUCUCUGGAUGCUCUAAUCCAGCAUCUGAUACCUACCACUGAUUACUACCCUGAAAAAGCCUAUAUCUUUAUUUUUUUCAGACUCUUCAUCGAACCCCAUGAGCUUUUGUCCCGAGUUUGUCACAAGUGCAUUGAGCAGCAACGGCUGGACGACCCUGUGCUGGACAAGGCACGGAUCAGAAAAUUUGGACCCAAAAUCUUACAGUUGCUGACGGAGUGGACGGAGACAUUCCCGUAUGACUUUCUAGAGCGGAUGAUUGGCCAUCUGAAAGACAUGAUUCACAGGAUAGCCCCAUGUGAUGAGGCCUACUGGAAGAAGAUGAAUCAGCUUUUGCAAACCCUGAAUCAGAAGCUUGCAACCCUCAGCCAUGGGCAAGAAGGGAUUGUCAAGAUCAGUGCUGCUGUCUCUGAUAAGCUGGUUGCCUUUAAAAGUAAACCUCCAUCCAUUCAGAGAGAAAUCCUGAGCGUCUGCAGUGACCCUUACACUCUGGCCCAGCAGCUGACACAUGUGGAGCUGGAAAGGCUAAGUCACAUUGGACCUGAGGAGUUUGUGCAGGCAUUUGUACAUAAAGACCCUCUGGAUGGCACCAAGACUUGUUUCAGUGAACAGAAGAAGACGAGUAACCUUGAGGCCUAUGUGAAAUGGUUCAAUAGACUCUGCUAUCUCGUAGCAACAGAAAUUUGCAUGCCUGCAAAAAAGAAACAGCGAGCACAAGUCAUCGAAUUCUUCAUUGACGUUGCCCGAGAGUGCUUUAACAUAGGGAAUUUUAAUUCGCUGAUGGCAAUCAUUUCUGGAAUGAAUAUGAGUCCAGUUUCCAGGUUAAAGAAGACUUGGUCAAAAGUGAAAACAGCCAAAUUUUUCAUUCUUGAG
Molecule: messenger RNA, 996 nt
Organism: Antrostomus carolinensis (chuck-will's-widow)
Lineage: Eukaryota; Metazoa; Chordata; Aves; Caprimulgiformes; Caprimulgidae
Product: ras-GEF domain-containing family member 1C
Biological process (GO): Ras protein signal transduction
Cellular component (GO): plasma membrane
Molecular function (GO): guanyl-nucleotide exchange factor activity
Source: RefSeq, a predicted model, not a curated record